Messenger RNA from Yamadazyma jaroonii, 2073 nucleotides. The record is from the annotation of a GenBank genome assembly. NCBI's taxonomy places the organism in Eukaryota, Fungi, Ascomycota, Pichiomycetes, Serinales, Debaryomycetaceae.
AUGAACGAACCUGAACUCUUGAAAAGACUCAUAUUGGAAGCUGAUAGCUUGACAAUCAGACAAGGAUUGUUCCUUCUCAAUGAAAACGGAACGUUCAAGGAACUCCUGCCGGAUGCUAGGGAAUGUCUUGAGGAAGUCAUGAAAGAAAUGAAUUGGAUGGCUUCUUACAAGGUUUAUUUUUCAAUCCCAUAUCUGUUUACUGUUAAUAAUAAUAAUGAGUCAAGAACAAACAGUUCAGCUGAGGAUAUAAGUAAGUCUGACUCACAGUCUACUGCUCUCCCAAAAGGAUCUACCAGUAAGGCUGAUAACUAUUCAAGGGAUGUGAUUCCUCAAUGGACUAGGAAGAUCACAAAUGAAUGGCUUGAUUUAAAGUUUGGCCAAGUAGACAAGAAGUUUGAGAAUAUAUGGUCAGAAUGGGGUGUAUACAUUGAGAACAAUGAUAUGAAUAAUGCUCCUGAAGGACUCAAGAGAAUCCACCAAGUGAAAUCUAGUUUGCCAGGCAACAUAGUAAUGACAAAGGGCUGCCCAGAAGAUGAUGUAAAAGAUGCUUUCUUUUCCAAGAUUAAAUCAGUUUUGUAUGAAUAUCUAGCUGUAUUAAAUUUCAGUGGAGGGUCAAGAAGAACUGAGCUACUCAAACCUUUCAAAUCACGCCCAGACUUUUCUUUUAAUGACACGGAUGGUACUGAUAUUCGUUUCUUCAUUGAGUUCAAAAAACAUGGGUUGUUCAAUUAUGUGGAUGAGAAUGGUAUAAAAGAUAAUCACGAGAUGAACACGAUUAUGAAGCAAGCAUCAAAGUACAUGGUAUCCGCAGGAAUAGACUGUUGUAUAAUCUCAGAUGUCGAGGUUUCAAUUCUAGUCCAACUUGACUUUGAAACCAGUGAAGGCAAGACUGAGAAAAUAUUGAAAGCGAAAGGAAAAAUUGAAACAAUUGCAUUUGUGCCCUUUAAGUACUAUGUGUUCCACCCAAAUGAUACUGUUUAUACAUUCCAAGCAAUUUUAUGUUCAGUGCUUUAUGACCAAAAGCUCCGAGCUGGAGAUCCUAUUCAAAAGCAGAAUGUCGAAAGGUUAAAGGCUUUGAUACUUAAAGAGGACCCUGAAUUACGGGUGCCUAGAAGUGGUGGAAGCAGAGGUAGCUCUGGAAGUGAGAGUCAAAUCAGCCAUCUGACACCCCCAGGCUCUUCUAUGAUUUCUUAUACCCCAUUACGUUCAAUCGAUGAACAAGAUUCCAGCACAGAAAACAUGGACGUAGAUGAGAAUCCUAAAACCAAUGAGCAAAAGAGUUGGAGCCAGUACAAAGACCGGAUAUUCUACUUUAAUAAGGGAGAUUUCGAGGCUCUUCAACAGGGAGGGUACUAUCUAAAUACGGUAUUAAAAUUAAACAGAGCUGCUAUAGAUAGAGUUUUACCACAUUUGAAUAUUCCUCCAUCAGUUCCAUAUGUGAUUUUGAAAGUCUACGACUUGAACUCAUCGGAUAUUUACACUGAAUACCAUGAUUGGGAAAUCGGUUAUGAGGAGCUCAAAAGAUUUAUGGAGGAUAAAUUUAAUACGGAAGUUGAGUGUUACAUACGUACAAAUGCCUACAAUGAAAGUCAUCAUAAAGGAGAAUGUCUCAGGGUUCCUAAGAUGUACGAAUUUGGAGGAGGUUUUAUCAAAGAAGAUGGAGACUUUUUUUCUUUUGGGUGGUAUUUGAUACUAGAGUAUUUAGAGAAGGAUUCCAACCAUAAAUUUAGUUUAGAAGAAGCAAAAAACCAAGUAAAGCUUCUAGGAAGCAUGGGAAUCCAACACAAUGAUAUACACCCGAGAAAUGUAGUUGUGUCUCACAGUAGAUUUAAUCUCAUUGAUUUCUCGGAAGCCCACUUGGAUGAAAUUGAUAUUCACGAAGACUUGGAAAGCUUGGAGUAUGUUUGGAAAAAAACUUUGGAGCAUGUGUGGAAUAAGAACGUGGAGCAACCGCAGCAACUUCAAUCAAGUUUCGGAGCUCACGAAGAAGUACAGAAUCGAAGAAAAGUGGAACAGAUCAAGGAUAUGAACUAUUCUGGGGAUCUGGACAAGGAGAAUCGUACUAAGGAAUAG